Molecule: messenger RNA, 2638 nt
Organism: Cynoglossus semilaevis (tongue sole)
Lineage: Eukaryota; Metazoa; Chordata; Actinopteri; Pleuronectiformes; Cynoglossidae
Gene: trim16
Product: tripartite motif containing 16
Exons: 6
Coding region: 583-2409 (608 amino acids)
Molecular function (GO): zinc ion binding; protein binding
Source: RefSeq, a predicted model, not a curated record
UGACAUGAGACCUCCUGACUUCCAGUCAGCUGACCAUGAGUCCUAACCCUUGAAGACCCAGGUGUGGACCUGAUCAUUCAAACUGAGAAGGAGCCGUCUUAAGGCCAUUUGGUCUAAUUAUGUGGUGCAGACUCUGGGCCACAAAACUAGAUCUAAUGCAGAACAGGUAUGUGGUCCAUCAACAUCUGUGAACCAGGUGAUCAGGGGUUUUUUUGUGUGUGGAAAAUGAAGAACAGAAAGUCACUACAGUGAGUUCCACAGCCGAAUGUUUCUGUGCUCGGAGGCUUCAGGACGUGGAGGAAGUCAGUUCAGAGGCAGAAACAGAAGAAUUGUGAGGAGUUUCACUUCAUGAUGACAGGCCGUGUGGGAAUGCAACUCUACACCUCCCUGCUCCUCCUCUGUAGCAGGAGCUCCACCCACUGGAGCAGGGAUUGUCUGAGAUCUGAAGGUGGGUGGAGUCCAUCUGGACUGAAACUCUCUGAGGCCCCUGCUGCAUCAUCAGCUGGGGUGUGGCCUCCGAACUGAUCCAGGAACUGGCAGAAGCUGCAGAGCCAGUUGUUGAGUGGAAGACCAGCAGGAGACAUGGCCGACACUGAGGGAGCAGCUCCUUCAGCAGCAGCAGGAGGUCCGAGCCCUGAGUCCACCACAGAACCACAGACACAGCUGUGCUCCAUCUGCUCAGGUGAGUCCAGCCCAGACCAGCUGGCCUCCUGUGGUCACCUGGUCUGCAGCUCCUGCCUCCAGGACAAGACUCAAGUCUGCCCUGAGUGUCAGCAGAGUCAGGACCAACCUCAGCCUGAGGAGAAUGGACCAGAAAGUCCAGCUCCAGCAGCCAACGGGAACCAGGACCCUGAAGAGAAGAAGGAUGAGGAGAUGAAGACGGAGGUGGUGGAGGAGGAACCCCUGGGUCCAGAUGAUGUGGUGUGUGACUCCUGUAUCGAGAACCCCCGCAGGGCCCUCAAGUCCUGCCUCGUCUGCCUGGUGUCCUACUGCGAGGCCCACCUGAGGCCACACCUGGAGAACCCUAAGUUCCAGACCCACCGUCUGGUGGAGCCUCUGAGGGACAUCGAGAGGAGGACCUGCGAGAGCCACAAGUGGCCCCUGGAGAUCUUCUGCUGCGCCGACGACUGCUGUAUCUGCCAGGACUGUGUGAGCGAGGACCACGCAGGUCACAAGACCAUCCUGGUGCUGGAAGCCCGGAGUAAGAUCGAGGGGGAGCUGAAGGACAAGCAGAAGGAGAUGGUGAAGACGGUGACGGCCGCUGAGAAUGCCAUCAACAAACUGCAGCUCAACACCGUCUCCAUAGAGCAAUCGGUGACGGAGGUACGGGCUGUGAUCGAGUCCCAGUUCCAGCAGCUCCAGGCCAUGGUGGAGCGGGCCCAGAGGGAGGUGACGGAGAUCCUGGAGGCUGAGGAGAAGCAGGCCCUGCGGCAGGCCGAGGGAAUCCGGGUCCACCUGGAGCAGAGGUGCACAGAGCUGAAGAAGACCCAGGCCCAGGUGGAGAAGAUCUCCAGGAACAAGAACGACGUGGAUUUCUUGCAGGAAUACUCCGAGUGGAAAAAAGAAUCCACAGAUAUUUCCCUGCCUGGAGUUUACAUCGGCCUGAUGGACUGUCUGAAUUCCUUCAGCCGCGUCAUCGUGGACUCAACGCAGGAGCUCUGCUCCACCAUCGAGUCGUCAUACAUCGAAAAAGUCAAAGAGACCUGCAAGAAUGAAAAAAUGGGAAUAAAAACUACAGUUCAGGCCAUCGUCGCUGCCAAAGAGAACAUGUCAAUACCACAGCCAAAGACACACACCGACUUCCUCAAGUAUGGCGCCCAGAUGAGUUUUGACGCAGACACAGCUCACAAAUUCCUGCGUCUGACUGAGGAAAACAGAAAGGUGACAAACACCACACCUUGGCAGCAUCCGUAUCCAGACGUACCAGAGAGAUUCGAGAACUGGCGUCAAGUUCUGGCGUCCGACAGCCUCUACCUGGGUCGCCACUAUUUUGAGGCAGACAUCAGUGGUGAGGGGACCCAUGUGGGCAUAACCUACAAGAGCAUCGAUCGUAAAGGCAGCGAGAGCAACAGCUGCAUCACAGGAAACAACUUCUCCUGGUGCCUGCAGUGGAACGGACGAACCUUCUCCGCCUGGCACAGCGGCGUCGAGACGCCACUCAGUGCUGAGAAGUUCUCACGAAUCGGUGUAUACGUGGACUACACAGGAGGCCUGCUGGCCUUCUAUGGUGUGAAUGAUGAGGUCACGCUCAUCCAUGAGUACCAGGCCGAGUUCCUGGAGCCUCUGUACCCGGCCUUCUGGCUCUCCAAGAAAGAGAACGUUGUGGCCCUGGUGGCACCGGGAGAACCUUUACGUCUGAAGAGCCCCUCACCUCCGACCUCACCGGCCAACGGAACAGUGAUUCCAUGAAACGGCACCAAAAAGUCUGUUUGUUGUAUGAUCUGUGUCAUAUAAAAUAUAAGAGACGGGUGUGCAUGAAAACAAAGAACAAAUCACCAUGGUAACGGUGUUUACUUUUCUUUAACCAGUGUCACUGUUUAAAUGUUGUUGGUGGGAACUCAAGCUGUUACUGUACUCUUCAUCAGACUGUGAAUUAUUUUCUUAAUAAAAUAUAAUAAACUUGACUCUUUUUCCCAAA